AGUUUUAACAGCCAAAGCUAUGAUUCAAACACCUUAUCUAAAUCUAAAAGCCAGCAGAAGCAUAGCAAUAGGUGGAGGAAAAAAUGCUGUGGCAGCCUCCAUUGACCCUGAAGGGCAAGCUUGCUAUCCUCCACUUUCCCCUUAAUCCAAGAACCAGAAGCCCCUCAUCCUUUUUCACUCGGCAUAAAUCUAUCACCAUUUCUCAUAAACUUCGUUCCCACUCCUCUUCAAAUGACUUAAUAAUUGCCAACGAUAACAGUGCAGAAUUGGAGUUGCUUGAAAAACCAACAGCUGCGGUGGCCAAGGAGCAACAGGAAGUUGCAGUGGAAGAAAGCUCAGAUGAUGAAGAGAAUGAAAGCAUGACGUCCUUCAUGAGCGUAUUUUCUGCAGACCCAUAUUUGGAGGAGGAGACGAUGGAUGAAUGGGUACCAAGUACAGAAGAAGACGUGGAAUUUUAUGAUCCCAAAGUGGGAGAUUUGGUGUUAGGUGUUGUGGUGUCGGGCAAUGCACAUAGAAUUGAUGUUAAUAUUGGCGCUGAUGCUCUCGCUACAAUGCUUGAAAAAGAAGUUCUCCCUCUUCAUGAUCAGGAGAUGGAACGAGUCCUUUGUGAAGUGGCUCAGAAAGAUAGUGUAGAUGCAGGGGAUUUUUUUUCUCCUGGUAAAGUGGGCGUUGUGAAAAAUGAGGAGGCGUUGAGCCCGGGCCCAGCACCUGGCCGUCCAGUUGUUGAUUUUGGAACGGUACUUUGUGCUGAGGUUUUGGGAAGGACAUUGGGUGGCAAACCCCUGCUUUCUUCAAGACGAGUUACAAGGCGCAUUGCUUGGCAACGAGUGAGGCAGAUUAAGAAGCUGAAUGAGCCCAUAGACGUUUGUAUUUCAGAAUGGAACACUGGAGGGCUUGUUACAAGGAUUGAGGGCUUAAGAGCAUUCCUUCCCAAAAUAGAGUUGGUGAACAAACCUUAUGAGAAUUUUACAACCUUGAGAUCUAAUGUGGGGAGGCAGAUAACUGUAUUGAUCACUAGAGUGGAUGAAGAAAAUGGUGAUUUAAUAAUCAGUGAAAGGGAAGCUUGGGUUAUGAAACAUCUUUGUGAAGGAACAUUACUUGAAGGGUCUAUAACAAAAAUAUUUUCAUAUGGAGCACAAGUGAGGGUUGAUGGAACAAGCCUAAGUGGAUUGCUUCAUAUAACAAAUAUUUCUCGAGCUCGAGUUCAAUCUGUUAAGAAGUUGUUUUCAGAGGGUGAAAAGGUCAAAGUCAUGGUGACACAUUCUGUGUCUCCUAAUAAAAUUUCCUUCAGCACGGCAGAUCUUGAGAGUGAAAAGGGAUUGAUGCUUUCAGAUAAACAGAAAGUUUUUGAUGAAGCAGAAAAGAUGGCAACAGCGUACAGGCAGAAACUUAGUUCAGUACUAGGUUUUCGGAGAAGCAAAUUGCCUCCAGAAGAUGUGGAUCAACAUGACAAUGGAGCGGAAUUCUAUGCAAAUUGGAGCUGGGUUGAGUUUGAGGCCGAAAUACCACAGUGAAUGUGUGAGCCAUUAAUCAUAUAUAGGCAUUUGGUGUUGAUGAACUUAGGUCUUGUAUUUUACUCAACAUUUAAUUUAUAUUUCCUCUCAUUUGAAGGCAUGAGAGUAUAUGAUGAGUAAAAUUCAUCAUUUCUAUUCCAUAAUAUCAAGGAAGGAGGGAAAAGUGCUAAAGCCAAGAUCUCUUUUGGUGUAGAAAUUAACAAAUAUGACACAUUCGCUGUCAAAGAGCACAACAAUUGUUCUUUCUAAUCACUCUCUUUGUAAAUCUGAGUCGUGUAAUUGCCCAGAUGCUGACCCCCAAAACUUGGGUGUUCAUGACAUGGUGCAUUUGUAUCAUAUACAAUUAUCAAUUAUCAAAAGAACACCAAACAGUUUCAAUGCUGA
This is a messenger RNA of Cryptomeria japonica (Japanese cedar), 1898 nucleotides long. Its product is annotated as protein PIGMENT DEFECTIVE 338, chloroplastic. Gene Ontology annotation, molecular function: RNA binding. Gene Ontology annotation, biological process: RNA stabilization. The record is from RefSeq and is a predicted model, not a curated record. The transcript has 9 exons. Lineage: Eukaryota; Viridiplantae; Streptophyta; Pinopsida; Cupressales; Cupressaceae. Bases 84 to 1514 code for a protein of 476 amino acids.